CACAUACAUAUGACCCAUUAAAACUUAAGAGGACUUAGGAAUAUCAACAACACAAAGGAAAAUAUAUAAUAGAACUAUCUUUUAUAUAUCUGAUCUUUUGACCCGUCAUGGAGGAUCCCAAUCGCAUGAUGGCUCACACUGGUGGAAUGAUGGCCCCGCAGGGCUACGGCCUAUCAGGUCAGGAUGAUGGCCAGAAUGCUGGCAACGAGAACGAAGUCCGGAAGCAAAAGGACAUUGGCGAGAUAUUGCAGCAAAUCAUGAGCAUCUCUGAGCAGUCUCUGGAUGAGGCGCAGGCCAGGAAGCACACGCUGAACUGUCAUCGAAUGAAGCCGGCUCUAUUCUCGGUACUGUGCGAAAUUAAGGAAAAAACUGUUCUCUCAAUUCGCAAUACUCAGGAAGAAGAGCCACCAGAUCCGCAACUGAUGCGCCUAGAUAACAUGCUGAUAGCCGAGGGCGUUGCUGGUCCCGAAAAAGGCGGUGGAGGCGCAGCGGCUGCAUCCGCAGCGGCCGCUAGUCAGGGUGGAUCGCUGUCAAUUGAUGGUGCUGACAAUGCCAUUGAGCACUCAGACUAUCGCGCAAAGUUGGCGCAGAUUCGUCAGAUCUAUCACCAAGAGCUAGAGAAAUACGAGCAGGCUUGUAACGAGUUCACUACGCACGUUAUGAAUCUUUUGCGUGAGCAGAGUCGAACUAGACCCAUUACACCCAAAGAAAUCGAGCGAAUGGUUCAGAUCAUACACAAAAAGUUCAGCUCCAUACAAAUGCAGCUGAAGCAGUCUACAUGCGAAGCUGUGAUGAUCCUCCGUUCGCGCUUUCUAGACGCACGUCGGAAGCGGCGUAACUUUAGCAAGCAGGCAUCUGAAAUCCUCAAUGAGUAUUUUUAUAGUCAUUUGAGUAACCCAUAUCCAUCCGAAGAGGCCAAGGAGGAGCUGGCGCGUAAGUGCGGCAUAACGGUGUCUCAAGUAUCCAAUUGGUUUGGCAAUAAACGCAUUCGUUACAAGAAGAACAUUGGUAAGGCACAAGAAGAGGCAAAUUUGUAUGCAGCCAAAAAGGCAGCAGGCGCUUCCCCCUAUUCGAUGGCGGGUCCGCCUAGUGGUACGACAACUCCAAUGAUGUCACCAGCACCGCCACAGGAUUCAAUGGGUUACACCAUGGGCUCCGGAGGCUACGAUCAGCAGCAACCGUACGACAACAGCAUGGGUGGCUACGAUCCUAACCUCCACCAGGAUCUUAGCCCUUGAAAAUAAAAUUUAUCAAAAUAUCUAUAAAUCUAUUUAAAUUGAUUGCCACUUUAUCUGGGAAAACUAAUACACUAUGUAUACUUACAUAUAUGUGACUACUGUCCUGCGUGUGUGUGUUAGUCUGGUCAGAAUAGCAUACUAUCAAUACUGUAUACGAUUAAAUCUUAAUAAUAGAACUAAUCUACUGGCACACAGAUAUCCAGCGCGUAUUUAUAAAUAAGUUUAUAUUCCUUAACAGAAAACAUUCUCUUUUACGUACAUUUUUCUUAAAUUUGUUUUCAACAAUAAAUUAAACAUGUAUUUUUUGCUUAAA
This is a messenger RNA of Drosophila subobscura, 1551 nucleotides long. It is a transcript of the gene exd, whose product is annotated as homeobox protein extradenticle. Gene Ontology annotation, biological process: neuron development; animal organ morphogenesis; regulation of transcription by RNA polymerase II. Gene Ontology annotation, molecular function: DNA-binding transcription factor activity, RNA polymerase II-specific; RNA polymerase II cis-regulatory region sequence-specific DNA binding. Gene Ontology annotation, cellular component: nucleus. NCBI's taxonomy places the organism in Eukaryota, Metazoa, Arthropoda, Insecta, Diptera, Drosophilidae. The transcript is spliced from 6 exons. The record is from RefSeq and is a predicted model, not a curated record. The coding region runs from base 108 to 1238 and encodes 376 amino acids.